Molecule: messenger RNA, 1377 nt
Organism: Candida tropicalis MYA-3404
Lineage: Eukaryota; Fungi; Ascomycota; Pichiomycetes; Serinales; Debaryomycetaceae
Gene: DUN1
Product: serine/threonine protein kinase
Exons: 1
Coding region: 1-1377 (458 amino acids)
Biological process (GO): protein phosphorylation; mitotic DNA damage checkpoint signaling
Cellular component (GO): nucleus
Molecular function (GO): protein serine/threonine kinase activity; ATP binding; protein binding
Source: RefSeq, a predicted model, not a curated record
AUGGGUAAAAAUCUUGAUCUUCCACGUAAAGAAACUAUAUUUAUUGGAAGAAGUAGUUCGUGUGAUUUGAAAAUUCAAGGCAUUGAUGUCUCAUCUAAACAUUGUAAAUUUGUUUUAGUUCAUGCCGGGAAUAGUGGUGAACGAUUAAACGUGUUUGAUUUGUCGUCCAAUGGUUUAAAGAUUAAUGGUGAACUUUUAGGGAAGGGAUCAAGUGUAAUAUUGAAGACUGGUGAUGUGUUGACGUUUGCUAAAACUGGAGGUAGUUUUAUAUUCCGAUAUAUUCGAGAUGUGAAAGAGGAAGGACAAGAACAAACCCUGAAAGGUUCAUUUUUUGAUGAUUAUAUUCUUGGUAGACAAUUGGGAUCGGGCCAUUAUGCUGUGGUUAAAGAAGCCAAAGAUAAGAAAACUGGUAAAAUUGUUGCCGUGAAGAUAUUCCAUCCAAACAAGUCUGGAAGUAGUAGUAAAACCGAAGAUGAAAAAUUACAACAAGAAAUGAAUUUGUUAUUGAGCAUAGAUCAUCCAAAUAUUGUGAAGUUUGUAAGUCAUUAUGUUGAACCUAUUAAUGAUCAUUCGGUUAAUACUUAUUUAGUAUUGGAAAAGAUGAAUAGUGGAGAAUUGUUUCAAAGAAUUGUAAACAAAUCCAAACUUAGAGUUGAUGAAACUAAAGCAUUUUUCAGACAAAUUUUAUCAGGUUUGAAAUAUCUUCAUGAUCAUGAUAUAAUCCAUCGAGAUAUCAAACCAGAGAAUAUUUUAUUAGAUAUCACUCCUAAAACCAACCCCCAUCAAAAGCAAACAGGGCCAUGGGAUGAAGAUGAGCUUGAUGUACGUGUUAAAAUUGCUGAUUUUGGAUUAGCCAAGUUCAUUGGUGAAUUGAAAUUUACAAAUACAUUGUGUGGUACUCCUGCUUACGUGGCGCCAGAAAUAUUAACUCAUGAUUCCAGAAAGUACACCACAAAAGUGGAUUUAUGGUCACUGGGCGUGUUGUUAUAUGUUUGUUUAUGUGGAUUCCCUCCAUUUAGUGAUGAAUUAGGGCCACCAAAUAUGAAAGAACAAAUAUUAACCGGUCAAUAUGCUUUUUAUUCUCCUUAUUGGGAUGAUAUAAGUGAUGUUGUUUUGGAUUUGAUAAGUAACUUGUUGGUGGUAAAUCCUAGUGAGAGAUACAAUGUUGAGCUGACUUUAAGUCAUUUCUGGUUUAAUCAAAAGGAACCGGAACUUCUUCUUCCUAGUGAAGAGAGUCAAUUUGGAGAAGAUUCAUUACAAUCGAGCAGCAGUCAACCAUCACAAAUGAAACGUCUCAUGAUGAGAGCUAAUACCCAACCAUUGACUUUAAAAGAACAAUACGUAUCACAAUUGAAUUUUGCCAGUGGUUCUAAUUGA